AUGAGUCGAUUACUCUCGACACUGUUUGUGUCUUUGGCUGCAGCACAACACGACUGGUCUCAAUAUGUCAACCCUUUCAUCGGCGGAGAAGGUCCCAUCCCAGGGCAGGCUUUCGGCGGCGGUGACAUUUUCGUGGGUGGUGCAGUACCGUUCGGAGUCGCAAAGGUCGGCAUCGAUACCUACGAGACGAACCUGACUCUCUCAACGAUCAAUGGCGGUUGGACACCGCAAGGUCUUGUCACUGGAGUGAGCAUGAUGCAUGAGUCGGGCACCGGUGGACCUCCCAAGUAUGGCAUCAUCUCUCAGAUGCCUUUGACGACCAUGGAUGCGCCGGUCAAUAUUCUCGACAACACGACGUACUGGCAAGAAAGAGUUGGCAAUGACAGCGCAAGCGUUGGGUACUUCAAGACGAAGCUUGAGAACGAUGUGACAAUUCAGGUAGGAGGAGCUCGGCAUAGUGGUAUCAUGCAGUAUGAUUUCCCUGCCGGUGACAAGUACGUUCUGGUGGAUGUGUCCCACUUCUUGUCGAACCCUGGAGGGUCGAAUGAAGAUCAGUUCUACGAUGGCGGUGAGAUACACAUUGAAGACGAUGGGCGACAGUACACCGGCUAUGGAUCGUAUGGUGGAGGUUUCAGCGACAGUGCCCCGGCAACAACGUACUUCUGCGGAGAGUUCGAAGGCGCGCCCGAGGAAGCGCAUACUUUUCGAGGUCGGAACACUGUGCCAGUACGCCGUCAGCAUGUUCUCUCGGAUGCAGCCAUACCGCAUCCGACUUUCCGCAAUCGUGGCACUGAAACUUCUGGUCCGUUGACAGAUCGAGUGGGAGCUGUCUUUUCGUUCUCCGACUCGUCCGCGGCAACUGUCAAGUCGAGGGUCGGCAUCUCGUUCAUCUCCGUCGAGAAGGCCUGUCAAUUUAAGAACGAUGAGAUCAAAUCGUGGAAUUUGAACGACACUGUCUCUGCUGCAGUCGUUGAGUGGAACCAGGACGUUUUUAGCAAGAUCCAGGUCCCAACAGACUCGAACCAGAACCGAACGAACCUGGUAUUACUGUACUCAUCCCUGUACUUCAUGCACCUGAUGCCAUCAAAUCGAUCUGGAGAGAAUCCAUUGUGGGAACCAGACGACUCUUGGGACGACUUUUACACUUUGUGGGACAUCUUCCGCUGUACAGUGUCGCUUUAUCAUCUUAUUCAACCGGAGUGUUACCAAAGCAUGAUCCGCGCCAUCAUCGAUGUCUGGAAGUACGAAGGCUUCAUGCCAGACGGGCGAAGUGGCAACUCCAAUGGCUUGGUACAGGGAGGAAGCAACGCCGACAAUGUCUUGGCAGAUGCUUAUGUGAAAGGCUUGCCUAACAUUAAUUGGACCGAAGGCUACCAAGCUAUGGUCAAGGAUGCUGAAGUCGUGCCAUUUAACAGCUUCAACCAAAUCGAUCCCACGAAUGGUAUUCAGCAAGGACGUGGGGCGCUUUACGACUGGUUGCCUCUGGGCUAUGUGUCGUCGGACAAGAGUACCCGGGCCAUCUCGCGUACCAUAGAGUACUCGCUCAACGACUACUCACUGUCUGUGGUCGCUCAAGGUGAAGCACCUGACGACGUGCAAAAGUACUUGAAUCGUUCCGCGAACUGGCAGAACAUCUGGGCUCACAACUUCACGCACAAAGGCUUCACCGGCUUCCCAGCUCCUCGUCUUGCAUCCGGCCAGAUCAACAUUACAGACUAUAACCCUGCUCUGUGUGGCGGCUGCGAAUGGUCUUCCAUCACCUACGAAGGCACGCCAUUUGAGUACGCCUUCACUGUACCCCACGACAUGGAGACAUUGAUCGACUUCAUGGGCGGCCCACACGAGUUCGAACGGCGACUAGAUUAUAUAUUCCAGCCGAACACGUCUGAGCAGGACCUAGGCGACAACGGUGCCAGUAUCAAUACUAUCAUGAACAUCGGCAAUGAGCCUGACUUCGCCACGCCUUACGAGUACCACUACCUCAAAAAGCAAGCCAAGAGCGUGCAACAAUCCCGGGCUUUGGCUAAUCAGUACUUCAAAGACGCCACAUACGGCGUGCCGGGCAAUUCCGAUGCUGGUGCUCUCAACUCGUGGUUGGUUUGGCAGAUGUUGGGGAUGUACCCUGUCGUCACGCAAACCACGUAUUUGCUCGUUUCGCCGUGGUUUAGCGAGGUCAACAUGACUGUCAAUGGGAACAGGACACUGAGAAUUACCGCGACUGGUCUGGACAAUGCAGAGAGCUAUUAUGUGCAGUCGAUGAAGAUUAAUGGGCAAGACUGGGAUAGGAACUGGUUUGAGCAUAAGGAUGUCAUGGUCGAUGGAGGCACUAUUGAGUUCGAGCUUGGGGGCGAGAUGAAGGCAUGGGAGAGUGGCGUUGUGCCACCGAGUCCUGGGCAUUUCACGAAGCCAAGGCCAUGA
Messenger RNA from Fulvia fulva, 2418 nucleotides. RefSeq lists its product as uncharacterized. Gene Ontology annotation, cellular component: nucleus; cytosol. The record is from RefSeq and is a predicted model, not a curated record. Bases 1 to 2418 code for a protein of 805 amino acids. Gene Ontology annotation, biological process: glycoprotein catabolic process; carbohydrate metabolic process; protein quality control for misfolded or incompletely synthesized proteins. NCBI's taxonomy places the organism in Eukaryota, Fungi, Ascomycota, Dothideomycetes, Mycosphaerellales, Mycosphaerellaceae. The transcript has a single exon. Gene Ontology annotation, molecular function: carbohydrate binding; peptide-N4-(N-acetyl-beta-glucosaminyl)asparagine amidase activity.